AGGCAGAAGACAUAAAGUCAAGAUGGAGUCUCAACCUUCGUCCAAAGCGUUGCACAACCGCAUCAACACCAGCAUCUCCCAACUCCUCCAGCGAUACGAGAACAUCAUGGCCACAGCUACAGCCGAAAACACAAGCCACACAUCCACCGCCAUCGAGACCUUCCAACUCGAUGUUGAGUCUACAGCGCUGGUCCGCGCCGCAGAAGACAUCCUCGCUUUAACACGCACCAUGAAAGAAGCCUGGCUCUUUGGGAAGCUCGACACACUUGGCGAGGACGAAGCCGACGUGAAGCGCAGGGAGGAGCUUGAGCGGAAUGCCGUUGCGAUUCAGAAGGCUAUUGCGGAUAGUGGGGUGUUGAAGCCGGAGGGGGGAGAUAGUGCGGGGCAGUGAAAUUUUUUUCUUUUGUCUUUUUUUGUUCUUGUGAGAAAGGCCCCUGGUUCUUGCGUUGGAAGUCUCAUAGAUGGUUGGUGAGCUUUUGUUAGGAGUUAUUGGGUUGGUGUUGGUAUGUGGCGUUUAAAAUGGCAUUGUUCAUGGGAUAUAGUAUAGAUACCCGAUAUGGAUAAAUCUGAUACAAUAUAG
Messenger RNA from Aspergillus campestris IBT 28561, 580 nucleotides. RefSeq names its product RNA polymerase II mediator complex head subunit MED22. Lineage: Eukaryota; Fungi; Ascomycota; Eurotiomycetes; Eurotiales; Aspergillaceae. The transcript has 4 exons. Gene Ontology annotation, biological process: regulation of transcription by RNA polymerase II. Bases 23 to 391 code for a protein of 122 amino acids. Gene Ontology annotation, molecular function: transcription coregulator activity. The record is from RefSeq and is a predicted model, not a curated record. Gene Ontology annotation, cellular component: mediator complex.